This is a messenger RNA of Melampsora larici-populina 98AG31, 2262 nucleotides long. RefSeq lists its product as uncharacterized. The record is from RefSeq and is a predicted model, not a curated record. NCBI's taxonomy places the organism in Eukaryota, Fungi, Basidiomycota, Pucciniomycetes, Pucciniales, Melampsoraceae. The coding region runs from base 1 to 2262 and encodes 753 amino acids. The transcript has 9 exons.
AUGAAUACCGGCACCUCGAUUACGAACGAUGAACCAGAAUCAAAAAGCUUGCAACAUCAAGACGGACCUCGUAGAUCGGCCUGUGAAUCUGCAAGAAGACCAUCCUCGAAAGCCCUUUGGUGGCCUCAUCCUGAGUCAUUCAGUCUUACUCCUGAUAUCCUCGCUUCGGCGGGACACUUUCACGAUCCUGUUGAAUCGGAGCCAGAUAGGACAAUUUGUUGGAUGUGUGGCGAGGCAACCGAUGAGCCAUGGUUGGUUCAUUUCAAAUGGGCUGUAAAUUGUCGCUUCGCACGUAUCGCCAUUCUAGAGCGUCAGCGUGACACACAUGUACUUGGGUGGCCUGAUCUUCUUCAACAACCUUGGGGUCCGACUCGGACUGCUGCAUGGUUACCUAGAGGACACACGAUGAUCAAAGCUCGGUUAGCCACAUUUUGUGGAAACGCUGGUCAACGGAGGCACAAAGGUCUUGAAGAUCUACCUACGAGAAUUGAUGUAUAUUGGUCCAUAGCUAGCCGUAGACUUGAGAACCACAUCAUGUUGCUAUCGUCGCCAAACUGUGGAUCAGAUUGGGAAGCGGGUGAUGAUCCCAACUCUAUUCAUCUUACAAAGGGACCAUGUAUCUUCUUUACUGCUAUACGUGCCCCAGAGACCAAGGCCAAGCCUGAAUCGAGUAGAAAAGCUUCACACAGCCGGUUAAAAAGACUUCCGCCACAAGAAAACCCGCCAGUAGCGUUCAGGAUGACACGAUUGUUGAACCGACUGAUGCCCCCCUCGAUCUUUGGAGCUCGCGAUAUUUUUAAUCCGCCUCCAAACCGACACUUCUAUCUACACUUCUUUGCUCACACUUCAUCCGCAUUUAAACUUCAACUUGAAUCACGCUACUGUACAACAUUUGAGCCAAGAUUCUCAAAUGCGAAGAAUCUUCAUCAAUUCAGAUUAGCGGUCUCCAAUAAGGCUUGUACCUUUUCAACGGAUAGUCAGCAAAGGCAAGAAUGGAUCGAGUCUCUCAAACGAAUCGUCUUUACCUGUCAAGAUUUGGGUGAAAACUUCAAAAUUGAAAUUCCUCUGGAGACCAUUGAAGAGGUUGAACAAUGUCAGUCAUUGCGGUUUGUUGAGACAGUCCGUAUCAAGACAAGCGAAUGGAUUGAGAGACGCGACUCAACUACCAACAACACUCCUUAUCAACAAUCAUCUCAACCAUUUCCUGAUGCCUUGACAGUCACCACCCCUUCAGACACAAUGGGUAGCAAUAUUUCCAACGCAAUUGCUGUACCCGGUGAUUACUUUUUCGCCUUUGCCGAAGAUCUAUCGACUCCACUUAAUCGCAUUCAAGACGCCAUCACCCAAUUUCGGAACCAAACAUCUUCUGUCACAAUACCUCAUCCACCUUCACAACUUGAUCAACUUCAACCUCGCUUCAUUCAAGCAUCUUUGACCGAAUUUCCAACUAAGGCCUCCUCUUCAGAAUUCUUUAUUUCUCCUCCAUCAUCGGCGGACACAACAUCACUCCCGCCACUUGUUUGGAAUUUGGCCGGCGCAGUACCCCACAAUCCAGCAGAGUACCCCCCACGCAGGUGUUCAUCAACGGCACGCGCUCCACGCAGGGAUUUGACAUUUCAAGUUCAUCCUCCAUCAUCCUCUCGUAUUCGCCACUCCUUUAUCGGACCUAAAACAAUUUCAAGUAGCAUCACUCAACAAAUUCGAAAUAUUUCGAGCACCAGUGAUAAGUGUGUUGUUAGCCCAAUUCGAUCCACCUCUAUCAAAGUUUGUAAACUACAGGACCAUACCCAACGUACACCCGUUGAACCUCAGGUCGACCAGUUCGAUGAAACCUCUGAUCAAAACUUGAGUGGCUUAUCACAGACUCCUGCAGACAAAAGUGAAACUUUAAGCAUAACUCAAUGGACACUUCGUCGAGCACGGACAAACAAGAGACUAACCAGUCUUGAGGUGGCUCUUGUUAGACAUGUGGAAUCACCUAUGCGUUCAGGUGCAGGUGGUAGUCUUAGUCCUAGAUCGCAGUUGUCAAUGCAUGUGGUCUCCGUCAGAAGACAUUCACCACCAUUUCAACAAGAUCAAAGCAAUACCAUUCAAGAAAUGACAAGAUCAUCCGGACCUGUCGUAUUUAGUGAUGAGAUGUUCUAUAGUUCCACUGCUAUGGCCAACUUACUAGAAAUCAGUUUGAUUGUUACUGAGAUGAUGGAUACCCUUUUUGGUGCAUUGGCAUCGAAGUCGCAUGCUUGCGUCGAAGUCCUAUAUUGA